AUGUAAUCAAUCAAACAAGCAUUCAGGACUAGUUAAGUUCUAAAGCAAAGAGCUCUUUUCGGCUCUCAAAUGUAAAUCAGUCAAAUGACUGCUUCAAGAGUAAGGUUCAUUAAGAUAAUAGCAAAUGUUUAGAAUUUCUCUAAUAAGCAGGAUGUCAAGCUGAACAAAAAAUGGGAAGCAUUAGCAGGAAAAGAACUAAAAGGAAAAAAUGUCAAGGAUGUACUAGUUCGUGAGACAAAUGAGCUAAUGCUUGUAAAGCCUCUAUAUACAAGUGAAGACUGGCAACCCACUCCAGGGGAGGCUGAAGUUCCAGGACCUUACGCCUCUAUGUACACUCAUAGACCUUGGACUGUUAGACAGUAUGCUGGGUUCAGUACUGUUGAGGAAUCAAAUGAGUUCUAUAAGGCCAAUCUUAAGGCUGGAUAGCAAGGUCUUUCAGUGGCAUUUGAUUUAGCCACACAUAGAGGAUAUGAUUCUGAUCAUGAGAGAGUCGUAGGUGAUGUAGGUAUGGCUGGUGUCGCUAUUGAUUCUGUUGAGGAUAUGAAAAUUCUCUUUGAUUCAAUCCCACUCAAGGAUAUUUCAGUAUCAAUGACAAUGAAUGGAGCUGUGUUGCCAGUUCUCGCUAUGUAUAUUGUUGCAGCUCAAGAGUAAGGAGCUUCAUUGGACUAAUUAUAAGGAACAAUUUAAAACGAUAUUCUUAAGGAAUUCAUGGUCAGAAAUACUUUCAUCUAUCCUCCUGAACCUUCAAUGAGAAUAAUUUCAGAUAUCUUUGGUUAUACUUCAAGAUGCAUGCCUAAGUUCAACUCAAUCUCAAUUUCAGGUUAUCACAUGCAAGAGGCUGGUGCUGAUAGCAAAUUGGAGCUUGCCUUCACUUUAGCUGAUGGACUUGAGUAUAUCAGAGCUGCUGAAAAGGCAGGAUUAUCUGUUGACGAUACAGCCCCCAGAUUUUCUUUCUUCUUUGCAAUGGGAAUGAACUUUUAUAUGGAAAUCGCUAAAUUGAGAGCUGCCCGUAUGCUUUGGGCAACACUUGUAAAAGAAAAGUUCCACCCAAAGAGCGAGAAGUCAUGCCUCCUCAGAACUCAUUGCCAAACUUCAGGAUGGUCUCUUACCGAGCAAGACCCAUACAACAACAUUGUAAGAACUACAAUUGAAGCUUUAUCAGCUGUUUUUGGUGGCACAUAGAGUCUCCACACUAACUCAUUUGAUGAGGCUAUCGCUCUUCCAACAAAAUUCUCAUCUAGAGUUGCAAGAAAUACCCAACUUAUUAUUUAAGAAGAGACAGGAAUUACUCACGUUGCAGAUCCAUGGGCUGGAAGUUAUAUGAUGGAAACCCUUACCAAGGAACUUGCUGAAGAAGCUAUGAAGAUUAUUAAUGAAGUUGAAGAGUUAGGUGGUAUGACCAAGGCUAUUGUCUCAGGCAUGCCAAAGCUCAGAAUUGAAGAGUCAGCUGCUAGAAGACAAGCUAAAAUUGAUUCAGGUGCUGAGACUAUUGUUGGAGUUAAUAAAUACAGACUAGCUAAGGAGGAGACUAACUUUGAUGUCUUAAAAAUUAAUAACAGCACUGUUAGAACUAAGUAAAUUGAGAGAAUUAACAAGAUGAAAGCUUCAAGAGACUCUAAGGCUGUUGAAGAAAUCCUAGGGAAAUUAACAGAAGCUGCUAAAUCAGGACAAGGAAAUCUACUUGAAUUAUCAGUUGAAGCUGCUAGAAGAAGAGCUACUUUAGGAGAAAUUUCAAUGGCUCUUGAAGUAGUAUAUGGAAGACAUGUACCUAAGGACAAUAUAGUAAGAGGUGCUUAUUCAAAGGAGGCUAUGACAAAGUCAGGAGAGCACGGAAAGUAAGAGUUUGAGCAUGCUCUUGAUAAAGUAAAGAGUUUUGCCAAGAGUGAGGGUCGUAACCCAAGAAUUCUUGUUGCUAAAAUGGGUCAAGAUGGUCAUGAUCGUGGGGCUAAAGUUAUUGCUAGUGGAUUCGCUGAUCUCGGCUUUGAUGUUGAUGUUGGAGGUCUUUUCCAAACCCCUGAGGAAGUCGCUCGUUAAGCUAUUGAUAAUGAUGUCCAUGUAGUCGGUGUCUCUUCUCUAGCAGCUGGACAUAAUACCCUUGUCCCAGCUCUCAAGUAAGCCCUUAAGAAGCAAGGUGGUGAUCAUAUCAUUUUAAUCUGUGGUGGAGUCAUUCCUGCUCAAGACUACGAUUUCUUACUUAAAAAUGGUGCUUCAAUUGUAUUUGGUCCAGGCACCAAAGUCACAGAUGCUGCAGUUAAGAUUGUUGACCUUAUUGAGAAGAAUAAGAAAUGA
Stylonychia lemnae is the source of this 2289-nucleotide messenger RNA. Lineage: Eukaryota; Ciliophora; Spirotrichea; Sporadotrichida; Oxytrichidae. The record is from the annotation of a GenBank genome assembly.